GAUACACAAAUAGACAGUGUGUAUCCCUCAGCAACCAAACACUGGAGAACGGCAGUUCCUCCGCCGCAGCUGUGAGCUGUGAUUGGAUUUAGCAAGGCCAUCUUGAAAAGUGAUUGAAACUCGUAUUUUCUGGUGGAUUUAAGUAUUUCGUCUUUGCAUUUAACAAGCUUUGAUCUCAGUAUAAUAUAAUUAAAUUCAAAAUUACAGUAUGUCGACUCAUACCACACGCUUAUUGAACGGUACUACCUCAGAAGUACAUACGCAUCCUUGGAAAGCUCAUUCAUCGUCAUCAUCAUGUUCACAGACGACUCGUCAAAAUGGCGCGAAAAAUGUUGGUGCUAUGCAUUCUAUUGGAGGAAUAAAGGGAAAGACUGUCCAAGCACCAGCGUUCUCGCCUCUUUCCAGGAGGGAUAAUGCUGUCGUCGUACCUCCACCGAAAGCUGGUGCGUUUCAGGAAAAGAUUCCCCCUCCUUCUGAUUUCAGUAAAUUCUACGAUAGAGGUGACUUUCCAAUCAUGGUUGAACAUGAUACAAGUCAUAAUAAAAUAGCAUGGAAGGUUGAGAUUGAGAAGCUAGACUUUCACCAUUACCUUCCUUUAUUCUUCGAUGGUUUAUCAGAAACACGUCAUCCAUAUAGCUUCUUCGCUCGUCAAGGAGUACAUGAUAUGUUAACACAUGGCGGUCAUAAGGUACCACCAGUCAUCCCACAGCUCAUCCUACCUAUUAAAACAGCUCUUCAGACGCGGAAUGCUGAUGUAAUCUGUGCUACGAUGCGUUUACUUCAAACCCUUGUAACAUGUUAUAUGAACGGUGGUAAGCAGACAUUGAUUGGUGAAGCAUUGGUACCUUAUUACCGACAGAUAUUACCCAUUAUGAACAUUUUUAAAAAUAAAAAUAAGAAUAUUGGUGAUGGUAUUGAGUAUGACCAAUGGAAAGGUCAGAAUGUAGGUGACCUAGUCAAUGAAACACUUCAGGUAUUAGAACGUUAUGGAGGACCUGAUGCAUUUAUUAAUAUCAAGUAUAUGGUGCCAACAUAUGAAUCUUGUAUUAUGAAUUAAGAAAUACAUUUGUCAAUAAUAUGAUAUUGAUGUACGGUGCACAUGUGGUUGAUUUAACGAUGCAAUCUUUCACGUUAGACAUGCUAAAGAUCUAUAGUCAAGCCAACAUGAGGUUAUGUGAGGUUCAUCUCUUAAGUGGAAAAAAAAGAAGGGGAGAUCGGGGACAAUCGUAACAAAAUUUACUAAAUUUGAAUUAUCAAAUGACAGCUUUGUUUUAAAAAUCAAAGGUUUCCACUUUUUGGACAAAAUCAAUAUUUCUUUACUUUGGAAACAAUCUUAUAAAAUUCGGAAUAGUGUUUUAUUCAGAUGUCAUGUGUAAGAAAGAUGUAUUUCCUCUUUCAAUUUACUCCCUUACCCUCUCUGUAUAGCUAAUAUAUCAGUGUCUAACAUCAUGAACAUAGGGAUAUAAGCUACUUUUAUUACCACCCUGUGUAUAUAUAUUAUAUUGAAUUUUUAACCUAUAAAGAUUCAUGUAAUUCAGCAUUCCUCUGCAAGUUUGAUUUCAUUAUAGUGAACAUAUAUUAUUUAUCCAUCAUGUUCGAACUUAUUAUUUUUUAUGAUUCUGAGCUUAUAAAAAAUGUUACCAUAUUCAACAAAUCAUUAUAAUCAUGAUAAGAUUGACAAAACGUUAUCAUGUUUUAGCUUAUCGAUGAGGCUACUCUGUGCUGUGCUUGUAUUUCCAACUAUCCUAUACUCAGAUUUACAAUUUUGAUAUUUGAAGAACAAUUGUCCCCGGUCUCUCACUACUCUAUUGACCCCUGAGGUAACUCCUCCCGAAAUGAAAAGUGGUCAUGGAAGUACAAUACAUAUUGAAAGUAUAUUUGAUAUUUAGGAAGGAGGGGUUCUUCAAAUUCAUAUGUCGUUAUACAUUCGCUCGUAAAUAAUUCGUUAUUGAUGUCACUCAUUGGCUCUACAAAGGAAAAAUACAUUUUGAAAAAUUACUUUUCUUUAGAAACUGUUACAGAAUCAGUUAUGCACAAAUAAUAUAUAAGAUUUGUAUAGCGCACGUAUCCACUUUUACUGGUUCUAAAGGCACUCCCAUAUUACCCUGGUUUAGGUGCUCACAGUGAUGGGCAUCGCCCAGCUAUAAUCACUGUAAAACAUAGUGAAUUCAACAGGCUUUCAAUUAUGAUAAUGAUCUUUGCAUACUCUUUUGCAAUUACGCGUCUUUUGCACAAGUGAAGAAUUACGAAUGAGAAAUGUAAGUUAUUUUUGUGCGAAUUGUUGCCUGAAAUGUAAUUUAGAUUUGAAUGUAAUCAUAUCUUGUUUUCUUUAAAAAAAAAUAAUGAUUUGGUUAUUAUAUUUUGCAAGUAAAAUAUUCAUUAUCUAAAUAAAUCAGAUAUGAAGAAAGUUUAGAAAUUUUUUUUGUUGAUUUCUUAAAGAUUUUACCCUAACGAGACUACGUUCUGGAAAUUAUUUAAUAUUUGUUAUUUUUUAAUAUUAAUUGUUAAACAUUUUUACUCAUAAAUCAUCUAAUUAUCAUGCACUUUUCGCUUUAUCAAUCUGAAUUGAAAUAUUGAUCUAAAACCAAUAUAAUUGAUGCUUAUGAUUAAUGUGUCAAUGAUACAAAUAAUUUAGUUGCCAACAUGUAUAUUUGCAGGUAAAACACUAAUUCGCGCUAUUUAUUAUUCAACUUUAGCUUUAAAACUUGCCCAACUCAAGCCUUUUAUGCGUCUCUACGAUCACCUCAAUGAAACACCGUCAUGCAACAGUAAUUUUGUAAACUUAUUGCUAUUAUUGUAUGGUUUUAAACCCCUAUACUAAUGUUAAGUUCCUGAAUUAGUGUCUUGUAAAUUUAAGAAGUGAAGUAAAAGAUGGUAAAAUGUGGAGAUAACGUGGAAGUCGGACGUUCAAAAAAGAUUAUUUUCAAGGAGGCUGCUUGUGUACACAAAACUAAAUUAUAAACAGCUUCUACUAAUUUUAGAUAACCUAAUUCUAAUGGGAAAAUGACAGAAUUACUGCAAAACCAAAGCGUUAAAAGAUCAGACAAACGUGAUAAAUGUGAUAUAUAUAUAUAUAUAUCGAGUAUUGUAUUACCAAAGAAGUUUUUUUUUUAAGUAAUUUAAGAAGAAGUCAUUUUUAAAAAGGUCUGAUUGCAAGUAUUGAUAGUGUUAUAAAUAAGACAAAAGGUAACGAUAUCUCAAUAAUAAGUGUACAUGAUUUUGUCCAUUAAAAAAUAUUGAUGUUUUUCCAAAGUAAUCUAUUCUUAACAUCGGAUCGGGGGGGGGGGGGUAUUGAGAGCCAUAUAGUCAAUAUUUUUGUUAUGAGAACUUAUGUCGUUCAUACUCAAAUGAGGACCUUGUUCUUCUUCUUCUCUUGUUUUCUGCUUGUCAAAUUUUCCUCGGGAAAAUGUGCCCCCACCCCUUUGGAAAUUUCGUAUCCGCCCUGAUUGUUAAGCCACAGUUUAUACCAAGAACUGAAUAACACGAUGUUGAUUUGGGUUUUUAUUUUAGGUAAGUAUUAUAUUGAAGUGUACAUAGAAAAUAUUGUACAUAGAAGAAAGUCGACACUUUUAUAUCUAAAUAUUCUUAAUA
This is a messenger RNA of Lytechinus variegatus (green sea urchin), 3591 nucleotides long. RefSeq names its product parkin coregulated gene protein homolog. Lineage: Eukaryota; Metazoa; Echinodermata; Echinoidea; Temnopleuroida; Toxopneustidae. The coding region runs from base 209 to 1057 and encodes 282 amino acids. Gene Ontology annotation, molecular function: Hsp90 protein binding; Hsp70 protein binding. The transcript is spliced from 3 exons. Gene Ontology annotation, cellular component: neuron projection; vesicle; cytosol. The record is from RefSeq and is a predicted model, not a curated record.